AAGUUAUUUUCUCAAGCAAUUAACAAAACAAAAGGGUUUCUCAAAACUUCAAUGUAUCUGAAUUUACUAAUUCAUCUAAAAUUAUGUCGAUAUUUUUUUACUUAAAAGGGUGAAACACCGCAAGUAAAGGCGUUCCAAGUUGAUGAUGAAAUUAAGGUGAAAGGCAACAGUUUAUAAGUCUUUUUCGAAAACUUCUUUCAAAGUUCUGAUUUGUUUAGUGCUCAACUUUUCAUUUAUAACUGAAUGACCUGAAAUAGUUUGAAUUGUGGCCAUUAACACGGGAUAAAUCAAUAUCUAUAUCUAUAUAAUGGGUAUCGAAUUUAGGAUAAUAAUUAGCAGAUUUUUAUUUAGUUUCAAAUUUCAACUCAUUUUAUGAAAUAUUUAAAGUGGUUUUUUUUUAAAAAAAGUUUAAAUGAUAUAGAAAGUUUAAAUUAUAAGCAAGGGCAAUUCUUUUAAAUAACCCUUUUAAGUGUUGUCACUAAAAUAGCUUAAAAAUGAUCAAAAUAAUUUUUUAUUUUAAUAUUUUUUUAUUUUUUAAAAAAAUUUGAAACUUCACCCUCAAAACCCUAAUCUUUAAUUUAAACCCUAAUCCUCGAUUAAUUAACUCUAUGGUAUAAAUGUAUAUUUACUUUUUAAUGUAAUCUUUUUGAUCAUUUUCCUCUUUAAAUAUUAUUUUUGUAAAAAUAAACUAAAAAUGAUUAUCCAAUGAAAGUUCUCUAUAAGUAACACAUACAUUUGUUAUAAAUUAUAGAUAGCUUACUAUAUAUAUUUAAUAAAUAAAAAUAUGUAUGUCAUAUUCCUCAAUCAUAUUUUAUACGGAUAUGUAUUAUAUUAUUUAAGUGUUAAACCCAAAAAUGAUAUGAUGCAUGUUGUUGAAAAUUAAACAAGAGAAAAAAAAUACGAGUUGUCAAGUAUCUCAAUUUCACAAUGUUUUAUAAAUAAUAAAAAUACGAAUUGUCAUAUCUCUUAGCCAUUUUUAUAUUGUUUUGUGAAUUUUAUCUAAGUGGCAAACCUAAACUCUUAUAAUACAUAUUAUUGACAAAAAAUACAUCAAUCAUCACGUAUUAAUUUUUUAAUACUUCAUUUAAAAAUAUAACUUGCCAUAUCUCUCAAUUUGUUCAAGUGUAAAUUAACCCCAAAAUUAUCGUAAUGCAUGUAACUCCAGCAAUAAUGGAUCACAAGUCACAAUAAGAAGAAAAAAAUUGUUCAAACUUUGCGUAGCAUUCACAUUUAAAUAUUUGUGCAAAAAAAAAACCUUGCAAAGAUUCAUUUUCUCUUUUAUAUACUAGAAACAUAAUUAAAUAUGGAGUGUGUACAAAAGAGUCUUUUAAAGUGUUUGUAGAAAUAUACGUUAUAAAACGUGUAUAGAAGUGUACAUAACUACGUGUAUGUAUGUAUAUACACACAUAGAGAGAAGAAGAAGAAGAAGGAACAGAGAGCCAAUAAAUAAAAGGAAAGAAAAAAGGGACAGAAACGUACCCAAAAGAAGUAAGAGAGAGACUUAUGAGUUGUGACCCAAAAGACCUUUCCAUUUUCAUGCAUCUUUACUUCCUUCUUCUCAUCUUCCCUCCCUAUUUUCUUCUCAUUUAAUUCAAUUUAAUUUAAUUUAAUUUGUACCCACUUACCUUAAAUACCCACUUCUCCAUAUAUAUUCAGCUAAUUAACUCUUAACUUAAUUCACCUCAACAAUAAAAUUCAGUUCUCCUAUUUUUAUAUAAGUAAAUAAAUUAAAAGACCACUAUUUCUUUCAUCGUCUAAUUUUGUUUUUAUAACAUAAAAAUGUUUCAAUCUUUUUUUUUUAACUUAAAUUCUUAAUAUUUGUCCUUCUUCUUCUUCACGCCGCCUACCUAUAUAUAUAUAAAGAAACACUCUCUCUGUCUGUCUCUAGUAAUUCUCUCUCCCUGGCACUCUCUUUACAUUUUCCUCUCAAUUUUCCUAGAAACCUUUUCUUUCUUUUUUUUUCAUUUUCAUCCGAUUUCAUAUCUCAGUAUUGUUCUCUCUUCUUCUUCUUCAUUAUUUUUUUCCUGUUUCUGAAAAAUGGUUUCUUUUUCUCUUUAUGGUUUUUAAUUUAUCUUUUGUUUCCUUUAUUUCUCUCUUUGCGUGUGUGAGAUUGUUCUCCUCCCUCAUUACCUUUUGCCGAUUGGUGAUUUUUCUUAUAUGUGAAUCUUUGCUUCUUCAACCUCACUGCACUUUAAGUUCUUACAUCAUCAGAGGAGUUGAAAGGUUCGGGUUUGUCCAUCAGUUGAGUGGUGUAUAAACUAUAUAUCGACCUUGAGGAUGGAUCAGAGAAGAUAUGAGGCAGAGUUUGAUGAAUUUGAGAAGCUUCUUCUAGAGAUUCCCAAAGUUACUUCAGGAAACGACUACAGCCCUUUCCCUCCUCUAUGUUAUAGCUCAAGCAGAUCAUCCUUCCAAGAACGAAACCUUCAUCUUCCCGGUGACUACGCAUUCACAUCUUCCCUUGCUGAAUCAAACUUCAACUUUGGAAUCUCAAAUCAAACUCCGGAGAACCCCAACCUUAUAUCCAUUCCUUCUUACCACUCUCCACCUUGUGUAUAUGCAGACAAGUUUGAUUCAAGAAAACAACUCGAUUCUCAAAUGCGUAGGAACCUUCAACACCUUGGUUGCUUUUCAAAUAUCUCACCUCCUCAGCCGCAGCAUUACAACAUGCCAUCCUCUCUGUCUCAUCAUCCAUCUUUGGAUCAGUCGCAUCAUCAGCUGGAAGAACAGUACCUCUAUCGCCGACCUCAACAGUCUAACAGAAACUUGUUCUGUAAUGGAGAAGAUGGUGAUGAAUUUGUGAGGAGUUUAAGGAAGAAGAUGUACUAUCCGGAGAAGCUUCUAGUGAGAUCACCUCUCGGUGUAAACACAGCUAAAGUCAUCAAGUACGGUCUCGGAGAAGAAGACUCACAAAACAGAAGAGUUCGGUUACAGAACCAUCACCAACUCGAUGAAGAAGCAGAUCUCUCAACCAGCCUCAACAGUCUAACGUUGCAUCCUCCAAAGUACUACUCUCUAGCAGAGGCAAGAGGGAAGUUCUAUUACAUGGCGAAAGACCAGCACGGUUGCCGCUUCCUGCAGAGGAAGUUUGCUGAGGGAGAUGGGAACGAUAUCGAAACGAUCUUUAACGAGAUCAUUGACUAUAUCAGCGAGCUUAUGGUUGAUCCUUUUGCUAACUAUCUAGUUCAGAAGCUGCUUGAAGUAUGCAACGAUGAUCAGAGGAUGGUGAUUGUUUGUUCCAUUGCUAGAAAGCCAGGAUUGAUUAUCAAAAUCUCUUGUGAUAUGCACGGGACUAGAGUUGUUCAAAAGAUCGUUGAAACGGUUAAGAGACAAGAGGAGAUCUCGAUCAUCAUAUCUGCUUUGAGGCAUGGUGGCAUUGUGACUCUGAUGAAGAAUGUAAACGGUAACCACGUUGUUCAACGGUGCUUGCAGUAUUUGUUACCUCACUGUAAGAAGUUUCUUUUUGGAGCUGCGAUGACUCAUUGUGUUGAGCUUGCAACUGAUAGACAUGGAUGUUGUGUGCUUCAAAAAUGUAUUGGCUAUUUCGAAGGAGAACAAAAAGAUCGCUUAGUCUCUAAAAUUGCCUCCAAUGCUCUACUCCUCUCUCAAGACCCUUUUGGGAACUACGCUCUUCAAUAUGUAUUUGAGCUACAACUUGAAUGGGCUGUCAACGAAAUCCUCAAGCAACUAGAAGGGAACUACACCGAGUUGUCUAUGCAGAAAUGUAGCAGCAAUGUGGUUGAGAAGUGUCUGACACUAGCUGAUGACAAACAUCAAGCUCGCAUCAUCAGAGAACUCGUAACCGAUGGUCGUCUUGAUCAAGUUAUGUUGGAUCCUUACGGAAACUAUGUCAUUCAAGCAGCUCUUAAGCAAUCCAAGGGGACUCUACAUGGUAUUUUGGUCGAGGCUAUUAAGGUUUAUGUCUCAUCUCUUCGUACCAAUCCUUACGGUAAAAAGGUCCUCUCUGCACUUAACAACUCGAAGAAGUAAAUCAGCCAGGUAAGAAUAUCCUAGAAACUGAAACUGUUUUUGUGUCUUGGCUAUACAAUUAAUAUGUUGUUUCUUUUCUUGGAAAUAAUACAGAUUUGUACCAAAUGUGUUGGCCUGUGUUGUUGGUAAAGUUACCUUGUAAAUGUAAUGUGUAAUAAGAGUAGAAUUCGCAUGUUUGUGGUUUAAAAGAUCCAAAGAGACAGAAGAUUCAAAGAACGGUAUUAAUCUAAUUUACAUUCAUCUA
This is a messenger RNA of Brassica rapa (field mustard), 4231 nucleotides long. Its product is annotated as pumilio homolog 12. Gene Ontology annotation, biological process: post-transcriptional regulation of gene expression. The record is from RefSeq and is a predicted model, not a curated record. Gene Ontology annotation, cellular component: cytoplasm. NCBI's taxonomy places the organism in Eukaryota, Viridiplantae, Streptophyta, Magnoliopsida, Brassicales, Brassicaceae. Gene Ontology annotation, molecular function: mRNA binding.